This is a messenger RNA of Drosophila albomicans, 5412 nucleotides long. RefSeq names its product solute carrier family 41 member 2. The record is from RefSeq and is a predicted model, not a curated record. Bases 1302 to 3335 code for a protein of 677 amino acids. The transcript has 9 exons. Gene Ontology annotation, cellular component: plasma membrane. NCBI's taxonomy places the organism in Eukaryota, Metazoa, Arthropoda, Insecta, Diptera, Drosophilidae. Gene Ontology annotation, molecular function: monoatomic cation transmembrane transporter activity. Gene Ontology annotation, biological process: monoatomic cation transport.
GGCGUACGGUGCAGACGACGUCGCCAGCGAGCGAAAGAUCAACACACACACAUAAACAACUAUCCAAAUUAAACAAUUUAUAACACAUGAAAUUAAAAAAUUAAUAACCAAACCCCGCGGUACGAUAAUAAAAACCCUUUUUUGCCAAUUGUGUUUUUUUGUUUAUUUUUGUUUGUGCUAAAAAAAAUCAAAUAAAACAAACAACAGAAACGCGCCUUCUACACAAAUUUGAAAAUUUCUAAAACACAACAUAAAAUUACAAUGUUUAAAAUCAAGUGCUAAAUUCGUGUCAAGUUUACAACAAUUUGACAAAGUGCAAAGUGAGUGCAAAGUGUGGAACAACUGCAAAGAAAAAACCAUAUCAACGGUCCGGUGACUAAAGCUCUGUCCUCCUCUCUGCUCCCCCAAACAACUCAACCCGCCAUCUCCCCCACCCGCCUCGAAGAACAGGACGCACAACAACAACGAACUGGACACAGGACUCAAUACUCUACACUACACUACACACACACACACACACACACACACACUACACUAUACACCAGCAUACACCCACACACACACACACUUACACCAACCCCAACCAACACAUACAAUGUAAACGAAACGACUUUGGUUCUUUCAAUAACAUUUUUAUUCAAUUUAUAUAUUCUUCACGCAUUUUCCUUAAUCAACCUUAAAGAAACUAUUUAAAAAACAAAAAACAAAAUAAUAAUAAUUCUAAUAGAAAAAACGUAAACACAAAUACAAGAAAACAACUCACUUUCAUCGUAACUGUUUAAUUUAUUUAUUAUAUAUUACAACUUUUGCAUAGAAAAAGUCAAUCAAUUAUUGUGUGAUAUAUAUAUAUAUAUUUCGAUUUCGAUUCGAUAUUCGAUUCUGUUCAGUGAUAGUUCCAAAACUGAGAACCUUAAAAGCAAAGCAAAGCAAAAAAAGAAAAAAACCAACUUUUGCACACGCAAAUAUGCCAAAACCUUAAUGCAGCAUAAUUAAGCAAAAAAACAAAAACAAAAAAAAACCUUAAUAGUUAUACGCAAAUAAUAAAUAUAUUCUAUAUUGUAAUUAUUGCACCUUGAUUAGUUCAUAUUACAUAUUUUUUUUUAGCAAGUGUUUAGUUACGAUUGUAGUUAACUUAAUGAAUUUCCAUUGUGCAACUGAGAAUACUCACAUAACAAAGAAAGCAAACACAGCUGCAUUUUUGGCCACAUAACUUUAGCUGCUGGGCACACUUAAAGUCAUUCCACAAACAAACACACACACACACAAACACAUACACACACACACAACUGACCAAUGCAAAAAUGUCGCAGCGAAAUGAUGAGCAGAACACAAGCCUCACCAACCUCGACCUCACACAGCAGAAACAAGAACCACAGAAUACAGCAGGCCACCACCAUUCCAGUUCCAGUCCAAGUUCCCCUUCCAAUCCAAGUUCCAGUUCCAGUCCCAGUUCCCAGCUGCCGAUUGCAACGCCAAAUGAGCUGAAGCAGCGACAGAAAUCAUCGCUAUCACCGCUGAAUGUGCGACGCCUCUCCUCCUAUGCCGCACACAAUGAAGCCGCCGAGAUUGGGCCCGAUGAUGGGGUGUUGGCAACGCCUCCGCCCGCCUCCACCACCAUCAAUAUUAACACGAUCAACAAUAACAACAGUAACACCAACAACAAUAACAACACAUCAUCAACGUCCUCAUUAUAUGCCACGCCACCACUGUACCAACAACAAUUGUCAACAAUGACCACAACGACGCCGUUAGACACGGCUUUGGAUGAUAAAUACAAGUUAUUUACCAUCUAUAAUGGAAACGAUCCCGACAAUGAGAAGUUGUCCGGCCUUCCACAUUCGACAACUGGUUCACUAAGCUCAAUCAUCACGACGUCCAUAGCAUCCUCUGAACCGGAUCCUGGUGCGGCGGGCGGCGGCGGCGGUGGAGGCAGCGGACCAGGUGGCAAUGGACCAGGUGGCGGACCAGGUGGAGCGAUACCCGCCGAUGCGUGCAGCAUUGCGGGCAUCAAUGGCAGCUCCGAGGAGAAGUUGGCACUGAAUCGUCCAGGCAUCAAACAGGAGAAAUGGACAACGAUCCUGCUGCAGGUAUCGAUACCGUUCUUUCUCGCUGGCAUUGGCACCAUCGGAGCGGGCAUUGUGCUCGGUCGCGUCGAGAAAUGGUAUGUCUUCAAGAAUGUGAGUGAACUGUUCAUUCUGGUGCCGGCGCUGCUCGGUCUGAAGGGUAAUCUGGACAUGUGCCUCGCCUCGCGUCUCUCCACACAAGUCAAUUUGGGCAAUAUGACGUCGCGUUCGAAUGUGGUGCGAAUGAUUGUGGGCAACAUUGCGCUGGUGCAGGUGCAGGCCACAGUUGCCUCCUUUCUGGUGGCCAUGUUUGCCAUGAGCGUUGGCGCUGCGAUGACCGGCAGCUUCUACUUUGAGAACGCAAUGCUCUUGACCGCCUCGGCCAUGUUUACGGCCACCUCAUCGUGUUUUGUGCUAGAUUUCGUGCUGGUCGCUGUAAUACUGUUCUCGCAAAAGUAUCGCCUGAAUCCGGAUAAUCUGGCCACGCCGUUAGCUGCCUCCAUCGGUGAUGUUGUCUCGAUCAGUUUGCUGUCGUUCAUUGCCUCGCUGCUCUACGAGCACAUAAAAACCCAUCUGUGGAUCACUUUCAUUGUGGUCACCUGCUAUCUGGUGCUGCUGCCCAUGUGGGUCGUCAUUGUGCUGAAGAACGAAUAUACGCGGCCGGUGCUGAAGAGCGGCUGGGUUCCAGUGCUCUCAGCGCUCUGCAUCAGCGGUCUUGGCGGUCUGGUACUCGAUGCCGCUGUGGAGGUGUUCAAUGGUUUUGUCGUCUUUCAGCCGAUCAUUAAUGGCAUUGGCGGCAAUCUGGUGUCGGUGCAGGCCAGCAAGAUAUCGACGAUGCUGCAUCAGAGCUCAAUAAUUGGCAUUAUACCACCGCACACAAAGGUCGUCGAGUGGCCUUGGCGAGCACUGUUCAAAGGCGUUCCUUAUGCAAAGACGGCUCGCAUUCUGAUUGCCAUGUCAAUACCUGGCAAUGUGCUCUUCAUCUUUGUGGCUGACUACAUCAACAUGAACGCUACAACAGUGACGUGGGUGUUUAUGCUAUCAUAUCUUGUCGCCAGUUUGGUGCAGGUCAUGCUGUUGCUGUAUAUUGCGCAUAUCAUAGUGCAUGCCAUGUGGAAGUGGAAGAUCGAUCCGGAUAACUCGGCCAUACCAUAUCUGACGGCGCUGGGCGAUCUGUUGGGCAGCAGUCUGUUGGCUGUCGCGUGGCUCUUUACGAUGUCGGUCGGCAUGCAAUAUGGCUCCAAUAUGGACACAUUGAAUGCGCCCAACUAGAGCGACGUCUUCUGCACUACUCGCGUUCUACUCUGUACGAUAAAAACAAAAACAUAGCUGUGUGGGAUCUGGCUGGCAUCGCUUUUGAUGGCACGCCCACUCUCUUAGUUAGCACGAUAACAACACAACACAACAACAACAACAACCACUACUCUAAUCUAAUGCAGACUCUACUACAACAACAAGAACCACAACAAACAAUACAAAGAACUGUAAUGUACCUAAAUUCAAACAUAGAAACUCUACUACGUAUCUAUGCACACACAUACACAUACACCCACACACACACAAACACACUAAAGCAAGACACCAAAACCUCACACACACAACACACAUAUUUAUGCAAAUAUUUUCAAAAUAUUUCGAAUGUUUAAACUGAAACGAGGAGAAUGAUUAUGAUGAUGAUGCAAAAAAAAAAAAAAAAAAAAAAAAAAAAACUAACAAAAAAAACCUUUUACGUAGCUUUCACAUGGCUUUUGCUUGUGUUCCUUUUGCUCCACCCAGAUAUUAUGUACGAGUCUAUUAUAAAUUUGCAAAAAAUAGGUCUGGAGGUGUCUAUGCCUAUGUCCUGGACAUGGCGAUGCGUAAUAUUUUUUUAAGGCUUUUAGGACAAUAUUAUACACAUUUAAAAUAAGCUCGACAACAAAGGGCAGCCAAGUGCAUGAAAAUAGUAUAACUAACAACAGCAACAACAAACAAAACAAGCAAAACAAUACCGGAUUUUGUUCUUCUGUUAACCCUUUUUCCCCCCUUUCCAUUUCCUUUUCCUUUCUUUAUUAUUAUUAUUAUUAUUUUUUUUGUUUUGUUUUGUGUGCGGCUUACACCUUAUUUAAGCAGCUAAACUAUGAUUAAUUUAAUCCAUAAUUAAUUAUAAUUAUGGCAUACAUAAUUUUAAUAAUAUAUAAAUAAAAUAUAGUAUUAGCGCAGAUUUGAUUUUUGCAAAUUUGGCUUUAUAAUUUUAUAUUAUGUAUUUUUUUUCCUUAAACUGUAGUAUUACGUAUAUUUUUUUCAAUAUCUUUUUUUUUUUUUUUGAUAUACGCACCUCCCAAAAUUGAAAAACACAACCAUAAAUAAACAUACGUAUUUAUUAUUGCCGCAAAUUUUCAAAAAUAAAAAGCGAAAGUGUGUGAAUUUUUGUUUUUCAUAAUUGUAAAAAAUAAUUUAAGUUGAAGAUUAUUUGUGUAUUUGUACGUAAUGGAUAAAUGAAGUAUAUGAAAAGAAAGAAAAAAAAAGCAGUAAUAAUGUAUGUAAUAAUAAUUAUAAAUUAUAUUGUUUGUGCGUUAUGUGAAGCGAACAGGGAAUGAUGAGACGUUCUGAAAGGAAAUGUGAUCGAUAUUUAAUUAUAAAAAUAAAAAUAACAAUAAUUAUAAUAAAUAAAUGUAAUUCAUAAACAUAGCAUGAUUAUUGUGUAACACAAGAAACAAUAAUUACAAUUAAUUAAAAUGUUGGAAUAAACAAAGAAUCGUCGUGACUUUUGCUUUUUUAGCACAUAGAAUUUGAAAUUUCCAGGGACAUAUCUAAAAUUCUCCAACUGUGUGAUCUAGCAAGCACAGUGUUAAUCCUCUAUGAUUAGAGCUACUAAAUUUUAACGUCUCCUCUUUGUUUUUGGUUUUAAAUUCCAUAAACAAAAUUCCAAAGAUGGCGCACAAGGACUGCAGCAAGAACUUCCAGGGCUCUUCCAGCGGAAAUUUGAUGUGCCUGGAGAGGAAGGAGGAUGGCAAAUUGGCUGGCCCCCAUUUAACAUAUAUACGUAGCUGCAUGAAAGAUAUGUUGUGCCAAAUCUGGAGUCCUGAUAUUGUCGAGAGGCAGCGCGAGGGACUUCAACGCGACAAUUCGCCUGCGAGCGAACCAGCUGAAGAGCUUGCUAAUGAUAUUCCCAGCUGUCACGUCAAUAUCGUUGAGAAUAAUUAAAUUCAAUUGCACUAGUUGACAUAAACUAAGAGAAAAUUUAAAUACAAAAGACUUGGGAGUUGAAAAUUGUUGAUAUGUAUAUGUUUGAAAUUUGCAAACAUAGUUAUAAUUAUUUUAUUUUAUCAGCAAACUACUAGCUCUAUUAAAUUGAAUUUAAUAUCUUUUA